Molecule: messenger RNA, 1000 nt
Organism: Pyrus x bretschneideri (Chinese white pear)
Lineage: Eukaryota; Viridiplantae; Streptophyta; Magnoliopsida; Rosales; Rosaceae
Product: zinc finger protein 511
Exons: 4
Coding region: 106-852 (248 amino acids)
Source: RefSeq, a predicted model, not a curated record
UUUCGUACGGUUGGAGCAUACGAAUCUUACGAUACGCGAUUCAAAUUUCAAACGAGUCUAUCUGAGGGCACACAGUUGCAGAGGAAGACUCUAAGCACAACGGCCAUGGCGUCGAUGGAUGUAGAAGAAGCACGACUGGUGUUUCCGCACUGGAAACCCCUCCGUCGAAGGUUCGGUCCUGAAUCCCCUUUCUUCGCAUCUGGAAACAUCGAGAGGGAACUGCUCGCCAAACAGAUUGCAUUGGAUUUAACCGAAGACGAAAAGCAUCAGCUUCGAAAAAUGGUAGAUGAGGAAGGCAGGGGGGUUUUCUGUUCGAUUGUUGGUUGCGGUGCUCGCUUGAGUUCCUUGGAGGACUUUGAAGAUCACUACAAUGCACGGCACACCGCGUCUUGUUUUGUGUGCUCUAGAGUCUACCCAACGUCACGGUUGCUCAGCAUGCAUGUAUCCGAAGCACACGAUUCUUUCUUUCAGGCGAAAGUGGCACGCGGCUAUCUCAUGUAUGACUGCCUUGUAGAAGGCUGCGGUUUGAAGUUCAAGAACUAUAAAAGUCGGCAGCAACAUCUGGUGGACAAGCAUAAAUUCCCCACUUCAUUUGAGUUUUUCAAGCAGGCUCUUCCUUCCAAAAAACAGAGGCAGAAGAAGAACCAGCGGAGACAAGUUGUUCCGAAGAAGGCAGAUUCAUCUAGUACGCAAGUAGAUAACGAAACCAUGGAUGGCCUUGUUUCUGCCGUCUCCAAAUUAAGCACAUCAGACUCGACCCCUUCAGCCAUCAGCUUUGGUCGUCGACCCACUCGUGGCGUGGCAUUCGUCCCAAGAGCCGUUCAACGUGAGAAAAAACCGGACUCUGCAUAAGUUGGAAUGCCGAGAACUCCUUCGGAAGAUUUUGAAUGUUGUACGUGAUGAUUAAUUGUUGAACGGUUAUGAGUGAGCAGCUUGCUACUCCCUCUGAUUGUAAGGAUGUUUUGGGAUCACUGAUGUAGAUGGAAUAUUUUAUUUUUUC